UGGGCAGUCACAUGCAGGAAUACAUGAAAUAGCUGUGACAUCAGAUCAAUUUUCACCGUACAUGAUGCACACAGCCUGAUUUUUUUCAAGACCCUUUUCGUCGUGUGAGCGCCCUCUCGCGUAUCAACAACACAACAACGUCUUGACCAAGACUAGGCCUCGAUAAAUGUUCCAAAGCAUAUGAACGAAGACGUCACAGAGAUCCCGACUUGAGUCAAGUCUACUCUGUUUUGCUUUGAACCGGCCGCGAACGCGAACCGGCCCAGGUUUUGGGAUUUCAGGGAGGACCGCAAGCGCACCACUUUGAACGCUUGGCAACCGGACUACAAGUGUUCCUCUCCUAUCUGCAGAGAGUUCGGAAGUGUUCUCUUUUAUUAAGUUACGUUGCAAAUUUUACAAUCAUAGAUCUGCCGGUGAUUUUUUGGUUCACUGCAUGGCUUCAAGUUGGACCGAAUAUGGCCUUCCUCAGCUGUCGAGGAGAGAACAUUCUGCGAUACGUAUAUUUGUUGAGUGCUGGAGCCAGAGCAAGCAACGUAAACAAGUAUGACAGUAUCUCAAACCCAACAGGUUGCAUCAACAUGGGCACAUCUGAAAACAGACUUGUGUUUGAUCUACUGAAAGACAGAAUGAACAAACUCAGUGUAAAAUGGGAAGAUGACAUGUACACCUACCCAGACUACCAGGGAAUUCCAGAGCUGCGGCAAGCUGUGGCAGAAUUUCUGACUGACCAGGCCAAAUCUCCAGAGCCACUAGACCCCAAAAAUAUUACCAUUAUGAAUGGAGGUGGAAUUUGCAUUGAGGCACUGACAUUUGCAAUCUGUGAUCCUGGCGAUGCUAUGAUGGUUGCCUCUCCAUAUUAUGGCGGAUUCGACAGAGACGCUGUGUUGAGACCAGAAGCUAAGGUCAUUCCAGUCCAUUUCCACAGUGAGCCUGAUGAGCCUGGACAGACUGAACCUUUCCAAAUUACCCAAUCCAAGUUUGAAUCGGUGUACCAGGAAGAAACUGCAAAGGGGGUCAAGAUCCGAGCUGUUUUUUUUAUGAAUCCCAAUAACCCACUUGGAGAUGUGCCUUCUAAACAACUUCUCCUGGACAUGUUGCAUUUCUGCCACAGACAUUCGCUUCAUCUGAUUGUGAACGAAGUCUACAUGAACUCCAUCUUCAAGGAAGGAGUGAAGUUCCACAGCUUUCUUAGUCUCAAACCGGAGGAGGUGCCAGAUCCCGAAAGAGUGCACUUUGUCUGGGCAGGAAGCAAGGAUUUGACAAUGUCAGGUAUGAGAUUUGGCGUCAUUCACACCUUGAACAGUUCCAUCAGUUCUUGCAUUAAUAGAUUCACCUACUUCCACUUAAUUCCUGUCUACAUUCAGAGAGUUAUGGCUCACCUUUUUUCUGAUAAAGAUUGGUGGAACAAUGUCUUCUUUCCAACCAAUCUCAAGAGGUUGCGAGAGGCUCACAAACUUACAACAGAUGCCCUGGACGAGAUGGGAAUACCAUACCUAAACCGACCCUCUGGGCUGUACGUUUAUGCUGACUUAAAGAAAUUCAUACCGUCCCUGACCGAGGCAGGUGAACUGGCACUCUUUCAUCGUUUGAUUGAUGAUGGUGUCUAUAUCAGUCCUUCUCUGGCAUUUUUCUCCGAUGAGCGUGGAUGGUUCCGCAUCAUUUUCUCCCGACCGCCCGAUGAGGUCAAAGUUGCUAUGGCAAGGCUAGCAAGGACCUGUCAAGCAUUUCUAGAAGAAAACAGGCAGUUGUAGUCCACGGCAACUGCAGGUGGGGAGAGAGACAGAGGUGACUCCUCAUAAACUAGUUACAUGUCUGGAAACUCCCAUUUCAAAACUGCUAAGCGAGAUCACCAAAUCUGAUUGGCAAGAGAUGAGCAUAGCUGAAAAAUGGAAGGAAGAACUGGAACUCUCAUAGAGCAGAAGAACUGGAACUCUCAUAGAGCAGAAGAACUGGAACUCUUAUAGAGCACAUGACCUCACUUCAAGUAGCUGGACCCAUUAUUAUGAGAAUUUUGAUAAAUUUCGGAUGCAGUUCACCCUCCCCGUGACAUGGUGGUUUUAUUCUAAUUUGGAUGUGUGGCCCUUCACUUUGCAAUGUUUGGGCUUCAAAUCCUGGAAUGCCUUGGAUGGUGCCACUGCAACCUAUUCAUAAAUACAUUAGAUGGUUGAGCCACUCCUAUUGGUCAAGAGUCCGUCUGUGGCCAGUUUCAACCGGCUGAUUAAGUGCCGGCCACCUGCAGGUACAUGCAAUGUUUGAAAUGUGAAAAUUGUGUACAUAUCAUGAGAAAUUUAUCAUUUUUAAUGUUGUAUUUAAUUCUAACAGAGAAGAUAGUUGCUUAGGAAAUUCGACACUAAUAACACUUUUUCUUGUAAUUUGUUUUAAAACGAGUAAGACGAGAUUAGGAGAUGCAAGUGUUCAAGUCCAACCAAGCAAUCAUUUCUGAACUUAGUUAUUCUUUGGCCAGUAUAAGUGAUUGAUCCAGGGAGUGUUCGUUGUUCAUUACGUAACACUUAUUCAUUACUUCUUUUUCUUCAUUGUUUGGUUUAGUUCCCUAUUCUUCCAAAUAUGUCUUAUGAUUUAAAGUGUUAGAUUUUAUUUGCUCCUUAUUCUGGGCUGUAAGAUUUUUUUUUCAUAUAAAAUUUUAAUUUACUCUUCUGCUAAAAUUGACUCUUAAUUUUGUAACGUCAUCUGAUCCACUAGGAAUCAUAGUGUUGUGAAAUUACUCAACAUGAACUGUUGAUUGAUUAUUAGUUAUAAUUAUUGGUUAUUUCUGGUAUUAUUAGCUGACAGCGCGCUCUGCGAUUAUUAGUUCGCUCGCGUCGCGUCGCGUCUUCGCCACUUCAGAGUGCAUUGACAGUGCACAGUUGAGUUACCGCUGCGUGCGCCCUAUCAGAACCACAUGUAAACAGCGCGCAAUUGCUUGCUUGGUCGCGCUAGCGCCCUCUUGCGGUGAGCGUGACACACUAAUGUUCGUUACACUGCACGCUGUUUUGUUACCUUAUGUGACUGUAAUAUCCCGACUACCGAAGGACUUAAUUCCAAGUUAUGGAAAGUAACUCUGUUCCUUAAACUCGUGAACUUCACCUUUUAACCCGGCUGCUUCUGGGACUGUGGUCGUAAAUAUAUUGUAUUACUUUCUUCCGGUGUAUCCCAAAUGCUACGUGUGCAUUUUCUGUUAGCCUUGCACUUGGUUUCCAGAGCCUCACAUGAAGAAGAUUAAAUCGGUGUUCCUCCAACUCAAAUAUUGCGUGUAUCUUGCUCAGUUCAUUACAGUGACUUAUUGGUAAAUGUUAUGAUGUAAUGUUUUGUUCUUAAUUCUCUGUAAAAACAAGCCCAACCUCAGGCUGUAUAAAUAGCCACGCUAGAUAGAAGAGUUCGUGUUCUGACCUUGGACCAUUCGGAUCUUUGCCCGGAAUUAAACCAGCUGUGAAGUAUA
Molecule: messenger RNA, 3436 nt
Organism: Acanthaster planci (crown-of-thorns starfish)
Lineage: Eukaryota; Metazoa; Echinodermata; Asteroidea; Valvatida; Acanthasteridae
Product: putative inactive 1-aminocyclopropane-1-carboxylate synthase-like protein 2
Biological process (GO): biosynthetic process; amino acid metabolic process
Molecular function (GO): transaminase activity; pyridoxal phosphate binding
Source: RefSeq, a predicted model, not a curated record